AUGGAGAACUGCACUCACAGAGGUGCACAUAACAACACUGUGGUGCUUCAGCUGAUUGUGUACAUCCCAGUGCUCGUUCUGGGGAUCCCACUGAACGCAAUUGCCUUAUGGGUCUUCUGCUGCAAAAUCAAGAGGUGGACCGAGACCAAGGUGUACAUGAUCAACCUCAUCAUGGCAGACUCUUCCCUGCUCUUCACCCUGCCUUUCCUUCUGUAUUUUACCAGCUACACACAUCCCAUAGACCGGCUGUGUUUAACCAUACAAAACAUCUAUUUUACAAACAUGCCUAUGAGCAUCUUCAUCAUCACCCUGAUUGCGAUUGAUCGAUACCUUGCAAUCAAGUUCCCUCUAAAAGCAAAGAUCCUUCGAUCCCCACUGAAGUCAGCUUCUAUCUGUGGCUUUCUCUGGAUAGCAAUGAUAACUUAUUCCCUUUCGUAUCGCACACAUCGCGGUAACCAGGACGGUUUUUGCUUUCAGAAACAAUCUCUUCUACCUAAAUAUUCCUCCUUAUUCUACAGCAUUUGUGGGUACUUUAUUCCCUUAGGGAUUGUGAUGUUUUGCUCCAUACAAAUCAUCAGAUGUCUAAAAAAGAAAAUGGCCACAGGUCCUCAUGAGACAAAAUUAUUCCAGAAGGCAGUGCAGAUAGUUUCUGUGAAUUUGUGUGUGUUUGCUAUCUGUUUCUCACCUUUCCACAUCUCACUGCUCUUGCGGUUUGUGGUGGAAACUGCUGGAGCUUGUUCUCUGAUGCCAGGAGUUAUAACCUACAUUAAGGUCUCUGCAUGCUUAGCAAAUUCUAACUGCUGUCUGGAUGCAUUUUGCUAUUAUUUUGCAGCCAAGGAAUUUCCAGAGUUUUCUUCUAUGUUCCCCAAGUGUAUAUUUAUCAGGUCCAAGAUGAACCAAAGCGAGGAGUCACAGCCACCCACGGAUCAAGUGAUGAUAUGA
Melozone crissalis (California towhee) is the source of this 942-nucleotide messenger RNA. Its product is annotated as G-protein coupled receptor 35-like. The transcript has a single exon. Gene Ontology annotation, cellular component: membrane. Gene Ontology annotation, biological process: phospholipase C-activating G protein-coupled receptor signaling pathway; positive regulation of Rho protein signal transduction; chemokine-mediated signaling pathway. Lineage: Eukaryota; Metazoa; Chordata; Aves; Passeriformes; Passerellidae. The record is from RefSeq and is a predicted model, not a curated record. Gene Ontology annotation, molecular function: chemokine receptor activity. Bases 1 to 942 code for a protein of 313 amino acids.